Molecule: messenger RNA, 2528 nt
Organism: Nematolebias whitei (Rio pearlfish)
Lineage: Eukaryota; Metazoa; Chordata; Actinopteri; Cyprinodontiformes; Rivulidae
Gene: ddx31
Product: DEAD (Asp-Glu-Ala-Asp) box polypeptide 31
Exons: 21
Coding region: 79-2217 (712 amino acids)
Biological process (GO): ribosome biogenesis
Cellular component (GO): nucleus
Molecular function (GO): nucleic acid binding; ATP binding; RNA helicase activity
Source: RefSeq, a predicted model, not a curated record
GAGGCGGGGCUUCUGUGACGUAUACGGAAAAGGUUUUCAGGCGUGUUUGUGUCCCUGAAGUUUCAUGGUGAGUCAGUCAUGUCAUCGGCACGUGGACAGCUGUGCAUACAUGUUUCUUCAUCAUCAUCAUCAGGGUCCAGCAGCAAUAAACUCCUGACGACUCCGCACAGAUGGACUUCAAAGAGGCAGAGAGCAGAGAGGAAGAGGAGGUUCAGCUCCUCACAGGAGGAGGAGGAGGAGGAGAGACGACAGCUUCCUCACAAAACUGAGGAGACUCGCCUGCAGGCUCCGCCCACUGAGCCACUACCACUGAAGAAGGACAGGAAGGAGGGGACGAAGACAGAAAGACACAACAGCAUCAAGACUUCAUCUCUGUUUAAACACAACCCAGAGAUUCCAGAAAUCCACAGACCAGCUGUUUCUCAGGUAAAGGAGACGAUCUUCACCUCUGACUCGUUCUCAGACCUCCACCUGCAUCCACACCUGGUGGCGACACUGAACAAAGUUCUGAACAUUUCCACGCUGACCAGCGUCCAGAAGCAGACCAUCCCCUCUCUUCUGUCCGGACGAGACUCUCUGGUCCGCUCUCAGACCGGUUCAGGUAAAACUCUGUCCUACGCCGUCCCGCUGGUUCAGAGUCUUCAGUCUGUCCAGCCAAAGGUCAGCAGGUCCGACGGACCGCUGGCCCUCAUCAUCGUCCCCACCAGAGAGCUCGCUCUGCAGACCUUCCAGACCGUCCAGAAACUCCUCAAGCCGUUUACCUGGAUCGUCCCAGGUGUGCUGAUGGGAGGAGAGAAGAGGAAAUCUGAGAAGGCCCGGAUCCGUAAAGGAAUCAACAUCCUGAUCUCCACUCCUGGACGUCUGGUGGACCACAUCCAGCACACCCUGAGCAUCGCCUUCAGCGCCGUCCGCUGGCUGGUUCUGGACGAGGCCGACAGGAUUUUGGACCUGGGCUUUGAGAAGGAUCUGACGGUCAUUUUAAACAACCUGAACUCCACGGGACCGGCCCGGCAGAACGUUCUGCUGUCUGCUACUCUGACACCAGGUGUGACCCGGCUGGCAGAUGUUUGUCUGAAGGAUCCAGUCAGCAUCCAUGUUUCUGGCUCCGCCUCCAUCGCUGCCCCAGCAGUCGUGACCUCUGACCCUCCUCCAGCCGGCCAAUCAGAGAGCUUCGUGGUACCGGAGGCUCUGAAGCAGUUUGUUGUGGUGGUUCCCAGUAAACUGCGCCUGGUCUGCCUGGCUGCCUUCAUCCUAGACAAAUGCAAGUUUUUGGACAACAAAGUCAUCGUGUUCAUCUCGAGCUGCGAGGCUGUCGAGUUCCUCCAUUCGCUCUUCGCUGCCGUCUUGUCCGAGCGCCCGGCCAAUCAGGAGCUCCGGUUCCUGCGUCUCCAUGGCAACAUGAAGCAGGAGGAGCGCUCAGAGGUGUUCGAGGAGUUUUCCGGGUCUCAAACCGGAGUUCUGCUGUGUACGGAUGUAGCAGCCAGAGGGUUGGACCUUCCUCAGGUCUCCUGGAUCCUUCAGUACACUCCUCCGGCCUCGGCAGCAGAGUACGUUCACCGUGUGGGUCGCACGGCUCGGAUGGGAGGAAGAGGAAACGGCCUGCUCUUCCUCACCCCCACUGAGACCGCCUUCGUCACAGAACUGGCCAAUCACAACAUCAGCCUGUCGGAGAUAAAGCUGCAGGACAUUCUGUCCUGUCUCAUGAGGGACAACACCUACAAGGGGCGGGGCAAGUACCACAGCCAGACUUCGUCCAAAGCGCUGGAGCAGGAGGUCCGUGAACGCGCCACCGUCCUUCAGACGGACUUCGAGAACUUUGUGCACUCGAGCGCUCAGUCCCUGCAGGCUGCUAAGAAAGCGCUGCAGUCCUUCCUGCGGGCGUACACCGCGUAUCCCACGCCCCUUAAACACAUCUUCCACAUCCGCUCCCUCCACCUGGGACACACGGCCAAGAGCUUCGGCCUCAGAGACGCUCCGCAGGGCCUGAGCUCCUCCUCGGGCCCCAGGGGCCCCGGCAACAAGGGCCGCACCCAGAACCAGGGCAGGAACCGGGCUGAGACUCCGCACAAGAACCAGAACCAGACUGCUGGAAAGAAGAAGUUCCAUCCGGGUCGGAGGGAGGUGGUUCUGCUCCGGUCCGAGUUCUCCAGCGGUCUGGAGGGAGGAGACACCGUGAGGAGCAAGAGGAGGAAGAAGAGGAGUCAGGAGGACGAGUGAGGAGGCGGCCAUCUUUAGAGUUUUGUUUUGUGACCGAUGGUAGCCCGUUACGGUCCAGUUCACUGAGAAGCUGUCCAGGUCAGAACCCGUUUGACCCAAGUGGACUGAAGGUUCUGUUCCACCGGAUCAACAGAACUGUUUGACAGCGGUCUAACGAGGCAGAACCUGAAGAAACCCGAAGAACCGGUUCCGAACACAAACUGAAGAUUUUCAUGAGUUAAAAAAUAAAAUCUGUUUUAGUCGUUUUCAAUAAAUCCUGUUUGUGAUUUUACUGAUUUUAAAGUCCCUCAGAACCGUCUGUGUCCAGCUGA